AUGAGUUUCCGUGCUUUGACCUUGAAGGCUUCAGCUAGACCAUUGCUGACCCUUGGAGCUCGUCAAGCUCCAAUUGGCGUUCGUUACAUGUCAACCCCAGCUCCACAGGAUCCAAAGGCCAAGGCUUCUUCUAUAAUCGAUGCUCUACCAGGUAAUAGUGCUUUGUCUAAGACUGGUAUCUUAGCUACCUCUACUGCUGCGGCUGUUUAUGCAAUUUCCAAUGAACUUUACGUUGUUAACGAUGAAACUAUCCUAUUAGGUACCUUUAUUGGGUUUGCUUUUAUUGUUGCUAAAUUCUUGGCUCCUGCUUACAAAGAUUUCGCCGAUGGCAGAGUUAAGCAAGUUUCCGAUGUUUUGAAUGCUUCUAGAGCCAAACAUGUGGAUGCUGUUAAGCAAAGAAUCGAAUCAGUCUCAGAAUUGCAGAACGUUUCUGACACUACCAAGGUUUUGUUCGACGUUUCCAAAGAAACUGUCGAAUUGGAGGCCAAGGCUUUUGAAUUGAAGCAACAAGUCGAGUUGGCUACUGAAGCCAAAUCUGUCCUUGACUCCUGGGUCAGAUAUGAGGCAUCAGUUCGCCAACUGCAACAACAGCAAUUGGCUGAAGCCGUUAUCUCUAAGGUCAAUUCUGAAUUGGCCAACCCCAAGUUCCAAGACAAAGUGUUGCAACAAUCCGUUGCUGACGUUGAAAAGUUGUUCGCCGGUUUAAAGUAG
Molecule: messenger RNA, 711 nt
Organism: Lachancea fermentati
Lineage: Eukaryota; Fungi; Ascomycota; Saccharomycetes; Saccharomycetales; Saccharomycetaceae
Source: the annotation of a GenBank genome assembly